Vicia faba (fava bean) is the source of this 1944-nucleotide messenger RNA. NCBI's taxonomy places the organism in Eukaryota, Viridiplantae, Streptophyta, Magnoliopsida, Fabales, Fabaceae. The record is from the annotation of a GenBank genome assembly.
AUGCCCACGUGGUGGGGUAAGAAAUCAACUAAGACCAAGGAGCUUCUUCAUCAAGAAGAGCCACGUGGCGGAAGCAGCAGUGGUGGAAGUAGCGGUGCUGGCGGCGGUGUCAUUAAUUUCAAUUUUAACAAGUCUCCGAUUAGAAACGCUACCAAUUAUAAAAACGGUUAUUAUAAACCCGAUAACCCUAGGAGUUUUGAAGAUGCUUCUAAUUUUAGAAAUUCUCCCAGAUCUAGUAGAGAUUUCACUCCUUCAACCACCACCGCUGCCGGCUCUUCUUCUUUUUGGGAUUCCGACGCCGGUGACAGGAUAGGCCUUCCUCUGCCUCGUCCUUCUGUUUCUUCUACACAAAGCUUGAGCAAUGAUCAGGGAAUUACUUUUGGAUCUGCUUCUGUUUCUGGCUCUAGCGUUAGCUCCAAUGGCUCUUGUGAUGAUCCUUCAGCUUUUAACUCUCAAAUUAAUAGCGUUAGGGGACAAUGUGAAACAAAGUUCAAUGUGACGUCUAAAAGCCCCGGACCUGGGUCAAGAGGACCUACCAGCCCAACAUCACCUCUUCAUCCAAGGUUGCAUGUUUUGAGUCUUGACUCGCCUACAGGAAGGCAAGAAGAUGGAAGGAGUGAGUGUCAUCCGUUGCCUCUUCCUCCAGGAUCUCCGACUAGUCCAUCUUCAGCUCUUCCCAACAACACGAGAACAAAUGGAAUAGCAGAAAAUUGUACCACUAACCGUAGCAGGUGGAAGAAAGGAAAGCUUCUAGGUCGGGGAACAUUUGGGCAUGUUUACCUGGGAUUCAAUAGUGAAAGCGGACAAUUGUGUGCAAUAAAAGAAGUCAGGGCUGUAUGUGAUGAUCAAACCUCAAAAGAGUGCCGCAAACAACUUAGUCAGGAGAUAAAUUUGCUGAGUCAGCUUUCACAUCCAAACAUUGUUCAAUACUAUGGAAGUGAUUUGGGAGAAGAAACACUUUCCAUUUAUUUGGAAUACGUUUCUGGAGGUUCUAUUCAUAAAUUACUUCAGGAAUAUGGGUCCUUCAAGGAGCCUGUUAUCCAAAAUUAUACAAGGCAGAUUGUCUCUGGACUUUCAUAUCUUCAUGGGAGAAAUACAGUGCAUAGGGAUAUCAAAGGGGCUAACAUACUAGUUGAUCCUAAUGGUGAAAUCAAGCUGGCAGACUUUGGAAUGGCUAAACAUAUAAAUUCUUCAUCCUCAAUGCUUUCUUUCAAAGGAAGUCCACAUUGGAUGGCGCCAGAGGUUGUAAUGAAUACAAAUGGCUAUAGUCUUCCAGUUGAUAUAUGGAGCUUGGGAUGCACAAUUCUUGAAAUGGCAACAUCAAAGCCUCCUUGGAGUCAGUAUGAAGGGGUAGCUGCAAUAUUUAAAAUUGGCAACAGCAAAGACAUGCCUGAAAUUCCUGAUCAUCUCUCAAAUGAUGCAAAGAAUUUCAUCAAGCUAUGCUUGCAUAGAGAUCCUGCAACUCGCCCUACAGCCCAUAUGUUACUUAAUCACCCUUUUAUUCGAGAUGAGUCAGCAACAAAAACUGCAAAUGUCAGAAUUACCAAGGAUGCUUUUCCCUACAUGUUUGAUGGAAGCCGGACGCCGCCAGCUUCAGAUCUUCAUUCCAAUAGAACUUGUAUUGCUUCUCACGAAGCAGAACAUACAACAAAACCAGUUGUUGCAGCUUCCCGAGCAAUAAGGAGCCCAAGAGACAACACAAGAAUGAUCACAUCCUUACCAGUAUCUCCGUGUUCAAGUCCAUUGCGACAGUCCGGUCCGGCACACAAGAGCUGUUUCCUUUCUCCUCCACAUCCAAAUUAUUCAAUGAUGGGACAUCAUACCCUUGCUUCAUAUGAAUCAUAUCCAAUGAGAUCAAAUGCCAAGUUUACUCUUGAUCCUUGGCAUGAAAUACCUAUGCACAAAGCCCACACACCCGGUGGAUCCCCAAGGAGACUUAUUUGA